UUCUCCAGUUUCAGUCUCUGCUCGCUGUGCCCGUGUGACUUUUGACUCUUUGUCUCUCUCUGGCUUCUCCUUUUAUCAUUCUCUGCUACUUCCCUCUGUCUUCUGCCUCUUCUUCCCCUGUGCGUCUGUCUUCUCUCUGGGUCUCUUCUCUCUGGUCUCCGUUUCUUCUUUCUCUGUCCCUCUCCCCUCUCCGCCUCCCCUCAUUUCCAUCCUCCUAUCCCCACCUCGCCAGCCUUCUCUUUCAUCCCCCUCCCCUCCCCUUUCCUUUCCUUUCCUAGCCUAGCCUUCCCUUUCCUCCCCUCUCCUCCCAGCUCCCGCCUGCCCCACCCCUGGGAAGCCCCUCCCGUCGGGCAGCGCCGCCUUAUAAGCGGGUUCCCUGGCCGUGGGCGGCAGCGGCUGGUCGGCGGCGGCUCUGCUGGUGCGGGGGUGACGAGUCGAGGGACCCGGGGACCGAAAGCCGUGCACCUGCGGGCUGAAGGACGAACAGCUCUCUGCGGGUCUCUACUCCAGACCCUCCCCCGCCCCACCCCACUCCGUCCUCGCUCCGGGGGUCGGAGCUUGCAGAGCGCGCAGCCGCCGCCACCGGACCCCCUAGCCGUCCAGUGGCCCCCUCUUCCCGGGAUCCGGGACCCCGGCUCCGUGCCCGCCCCGGCCCCGGCACCAUGUCGGAGAAGAGCGUGGAGACAGCGCCUGAGCUCAGCGCCAAGGACCUGAAGGAGAAGAAAGAAAAAGUAGAGGAGAAGACUAGCCGGAAAGAGAGGAAGAAAGACGUGGUAGAGGAGGAGGAGAACGGAGCGGAGGAGGAGGAGGAGGAGACCGCAGAGGAUGGAGAAGAUGAUGAUGAGGGUGAGGAGGAAGAUGAGGAAGAGGAGGAAGAUGAUGACGAAGGGCCCGCACUGAAGAGAGCUGCUGAGGAUGAGGUUGGGGCUGGGUCAGGGAGCGGAGGGGAUGUCAGGGGAACGACAGAUCCUGGGGCCCCUUCGGAGUCUGAGCCAAGAUUCUCUGGAGUAUGGGGCAGAGCUGGGACUAGAAGGCCAUCCUGCUUCUGUUUUGCAUUCAUGUGGAUCCUCUUUCACUCUGCAGGAUGAAGCCGAUCCCAAAAGGCAGAAGACAGAAAAUGGGGCAUCGGUGUGAGCCUCAGCCAUCUGGGCUGAGGGUGGGGAGGACCCCAUGGGGCCUGGAAGUGAGAUGGGGAGGGAUAAGUGCUGGCUCCCUGCUCUGGAUUCCUCUCCAGAGCUGUCCCCCUCCUGUUCUCCCCAGCCUUCUUACUGUCCCCUCUCCAGAUACCCUAAUUUUUACCUCUCCGAUCCUUCACCUCCUGAACUCUCCCUAGCCCCGAGCUCCCCAGCUGAUCCCCAGACUAUUCUUCUUUUCCAUAUCCUCAUAUCUCCUCCCAUCCCCCAGUUGAUUCCUCAAAAUCUGAUUCUGCCCCCUUUCCACAUUCCUAGAUUUUCCCCUUCUGCCUUUUGCCCCACUCUCCCUGCCUGAUCCCUGGAUCUCCCUCAGAUUCCCCACCCCCUCACAGCACCAGGCUGGGGUUGGGGCUGAGCCCCACAGCUGCCCCCUCUCCCCUUUAUCCUUUUUGUAUAAUUUAAUAAAGAAAUGGUCGCGCUUCUGUUUUUAA
Molecule: messenger RNA, 1624 nt
Organism: Monodelphis domestica (gray short-tailed opossum)
Lineage: Eukaryota; Metazoa; Chordata; Mammalia; Didelphimorphia; Didelphidae
Source: RefSeq, a predicted model, not a curated record